Molecule: messenger RNA, 888 nt
Organism: Seminavis robusta
Lineage: Eukaryota; Bacillariophyta; Bacillariophyceae; Naviculales; Naviculaceae
Source: the annotation of a GenBank genome assembly
AUGCCAAACCUCAAGGAUCUCAGCUUGGAACCAUCACAUUAUGUGAGUUCUACAACUGCCAGAGAUGCCCAAGCAGUCUGCAAUCUUUACCAGGAGAUUCUUCUUCUUUGGACAAACAAUCUGGAAGCCUUCAAUGUAACAGUGCUUCCACAAACUGAUGGACCAGCAUUGAGCAAGCUGCUUCGGGCUGCUUUUGCCAAGCUCAGAUCAUUUGUCUUGGCUGGGUAUAGACAGAAUGAUGAUGCGUGCGUCCCUUUUGAAAUUCCACCCAACAGCAGACUUCAAAGCUUCAAGUUUGCAGUGUCAUUGGGUGCAAAGACUACAAAAGGUAUUCUUGGACUCCUUUGUGGUUUGACAUUAUUGAAUUCCUUGAAUUUUCAUGAGCGCCACAACAACCUGAGUGAAGUCAACAUCAGUGAUGAAAUUCUGGAGCUCCUGGCACAAAAUCGCCUUGAAUCUCUUGGGUUCUGCGACAUUGGAGUCAGUUUUCUCGAGAGCCUGGUGGAUGGUUUGAAAGAGAACACAUCAGUGAAGAAACUUUGUCAGUGCUACCAAACAAAAAUGGUUUCUUUAGCGACCCUCAAAUAUUUUGCCAGCAUGAUGGAACACAAUGUCUUGCUUGAGGAUGUGACGUUUGCGUACAGGUACACCUUGAGAAGAAGAGAUUUCAGGCCAACUGUUGCUCAAAUCCAGUACUGGGCAGAUUGCAACAAAUGUGGAAGGGGCAAGCUGAGUGAUCCCAAGGCACCAUUGGAUGAGUUGUUUGUGGCCUUGGAGACCGCCAAAGCGAAAACCCCUUAUUCUUAUUAUUGUCCAGACAAACUCUGGUAUGGGCUCCUCCGAGCCAACCCAGGAAUUUGGGCUGAAGCUGCAUUGACUGGACUUUGA